UGGUCACUCUGGAACACUACAAACAUCUGUUGUCUGGGAAGCAUUUGCCGUGAAAAUUGAAUAAUUGAUUUUAAUUUUUUGAAUUUUGACUUAUUUAUAACGAAACGGCCUUCACAAUGGGCACCAAGCGUCGUAACAUCGAGGACGAACUGUCGCGCUUCGAAGCCGAGAUCUCCAAACCGCCCGCUCGCAAUCUUUUCGUUCCCAAUCAAGUGCGUCCAAUAAUCGCGGCAAAUACGUAUACAAACGUACAGCAGAGGCUGCAACAGCAUCAGCCGCGUUUAACGGUGCCCCCUCCACCGAUACCGCCGCCACCCACGUUCAUGUCCACCUUCGUACCCACGGGCAGCAACACAACAUCCACAUCGCCAGCCAAGACCAUGGCCCCCACUCCCGUUGUUCUGAGCAGCGCGCCCAAGUUGUAUCAGUGUCGUCAGUCGGUGCAUGUGCCCACAGUAGCUACGGCGCCAGCUAUUGAUAUCAACAUCAAUUCGAUUCAGUUUGAUGUUACACAGAAGCUCAAGAAGCUCAAGGCGGAAAAAUCAGGACCCAAUCCCAUUGCCGAGGAGGCAAUCAAGGCAGCGCGUGCCUCAUCCGCAUUGCAAUCAUUUCAAACCACAGAGCGAAAGAAGAAGGAUCGCAAAACGGUCCGAAUUGCAGGCGGCACUGUGUGGGAGGAUUCAUCAUUGGCCGACUGGCCGGAUGAUGAUUUUCGCAUUUUCUGCGGUGAUCUCGGCAAUGACGUCAACGACGAAGUCCUUACGCGUACAUUCAACAAGUUCCCAUCGUUCCAGCGUGCGCGUGUUGUGCGCGAUAAACGAACUGGGAAGAGCAAGGGAUUCGGAUUCGUCAGCUUUCGUGAACCAGCCGAUUUUAUACGCGCCAUGAAAGAAAUGGAUGGGCGUUAUGUGGGCAGUCGACCCAUAAAGUUGCGCAAGAGCACCUGGAGGCAGCGCAGCUUGGACGUCGUAAAGAAAAAGGAGCGAGAGAAGCAAGUGCUCCUGCAGGCCUUUAACUCCAUGGGUUAAAGGGAAGCUUUUGAAUCACUUGGUAAAAAAUUUAGGCUAGAUUUCGGUCACAGUUUUUGAGGAUGUAGCAAAUUUGUAUUUACAAUGUUCGGAUGUUGCUGCUGCAGAAUAAGCAUAAAUAAAGAUAAACUCGUUAAAAUUUACAUUUUAG
This is a messenger RNA of Drosophila albomicans, 1179 nucleotides long. Its product is annotated as RNA-binding protein 42. The coding region runs from base 117 to 1028 and encodes 303 amino acids. The record is from RefSeq and is a predicted model, not a curated record. Gene Ontology annotation, molecular function: mRNA binding. The transcript has a single exon. Lineage: Eukaryota; Metazoa; Arthropoda; Insecta; Diptera; Drosophilidae.